CCUUUCCCCUUUUCCUCCCUCUCGCUCUCGGCUCCCGCAGUUCCCUUCUGCAGCCGGCCGGCGGCUCUGGCACGAUGCUUCGGCCCCUCCGGUGGCUGCUGCUCCUGUUGCUCCUGCCUCCCCCGGGGUCCCCCGAGCCCCCCGGCCUGGCCCCGCCGUCCCCAGGGGCGCCUCUCCAGGCCCCCGACUUGCUCUACGCGGACGGUCUGCGCGCCUACGCGGCGGGGGCCUGGGCGCCGGCGGUGGCGCUGCUGCGGGAAGCGCUGCGGAGCCGGGCGGCGCUGGGCCGCGCGCGGCGGGAUUGCGGGGCGCACUGCGCGGCCGAGCCGGGGGUCUCGCUCCCCGCCGCCCCGGGGCCCGACUCCGGGCCGGGGGCCUGGGAGCCGCUGCUCCUCCGCGCGGCGCUGCGGCGCGCCGAGUGCCUGACCCAGUGCGGGGCGCGGAGGCUGGGCCCCGGGGGCGCGGCGCGGCUCCGCGUGGGGAGCGCGGUCCGGGACGCCUUCCGCCGGCGGGAGCCCUACAACUACCUGCAGAGGGCUUACUACCAGCUGAAGAAGCUGGACUUGGCAGCAGCCGCUGCGCACACCUUCUUUGUGGCAAACCCAGCACACCUGCAGAUGCGGGAGGACAUGGCUAAGUACAGACGGAUGUCAGGGGUUCGGCCCCAGAGCUUCCGGGACCUCGAGACGCCCCCAUAUUGGGCAGCCUUUGACACCGGCCUGGAACAUCUUGGGCGCCAGGAGGCAGGCCUGGCACUGCCCUGGCUGGAGGAGGCCCUGCAGGAGAGCCUGGCCCAGGUGGAGAGCUGCCGGGCUGGCUGUGAGGGGCCCGAGGAACAGGAGAGGGAGGCAGAGGAGGAGGAGGGGACCGGGAGCCAGGGGGGCCUGUAUGAGGCCAUCGCAGGGCACUGGACCCGUGUCCUGCAAUGCCGGCAGCGCUGUGUGGGGGAUGUGGCCACGCGUCCUGGUCGCAGCCUCCCUGUUCCGGACUUCCUUCCCACCCAGCUGAGGCGGCUGCACGAGGCCCACGCUCAGGUGGGGAAUCUGUCCCAGGCUAUGGAGAAUGUCCUGAGCUUCCUGCUCUUCUACCCAGAGGAUGAGGCUGCCAAGACAGCUCUGGACCGGUACCAGGCCAAGCUGGGGGAGCCAAGACCUGGCCUCGGGCCCAGAGAGGACAUCCAGCGCUUCGUCCUUCGAUCUCUGGGGGAGAAGAGACAGCUGUACUAUGCCGUGGAGCACCUGGGGGCCAGCUUCAAGGAUCCCGACUCCUGGACCCCAGCUGCCUUCAUCCCUGAGGCCCUCAGAGAAAAGCUCAGAGAGGAUCAGGAGAAGAGGCCGUGGGACGAUGAGCCUCCACAACCGAAGCCCCUGACUCACUGGAAGGAUGUCCUCCUCAUGGAGGGAGUAACCCUGACCCAGGACGCAAGGCAGCUGAACGGGUCGGAGCGAGCCGUGCUGGACGGGCUGCUCACCCCGGCCGAGUGUGGGGUGCUGCUGCAGCUGGCCAAGGAUGCAGCUGAGGCUGGAGCCAGGUCUGGCUAUCGGGGUCGCCGCUCCCCACACACCCCCCAUGAACGCUUUGAGGGGCUCACGGUGCUCAAGGCCGCACAGCUGGCCCGGGCUGGGGCAGUGGGCAGUCAGGGUGCCCAGCUGCUCCUGGAGGUGAGCGAGCGGGUGCGGAGCCUAACCCAGGCCUACUUUUCCCCCGACCGGCCCCUGCAUCUCUCCUUCACCCACCUGGUGUGCCGGAGCGCCAUAGAAGGGGAGCAGGCGCAGCGCAUGGACCUGAGCCACCCGGUGCACGCCGACAACUGUGUCCUGGAUCCUGACACCGGGGAGUGCUGGCGGGAGCCCCCAGCCUACACCUACCGAGACUACAGUGGACUCCUCUACCUCAACGAUGACUUCCAGGGCGGGGACCUGUUCUUCACAGAGCCCAACGCCCUCACAGUCACGGCACAGGUUCGUCCUCGCUGUGGCCGCCUCGUGGCCUUCAGCUCAGGCGUGGAGAAUCCCCACGGCGUGUGGGCCGUGACACGGGGGCGGCGCUGUGCCCUGGCUCUGUGGCACACCUGGGCCCCUGAGCACAGGGAGCAGGAGUGGAUGGAAGCCAAAGAGCUGCUGCGGGGGCCAGAGAAGGAUGAAGGAGAAGAUGUGGCCAGCAGGGACCCCGGCCCGGAACCCCCCAGCCGCAGGCUUCCACGGCUCCAGGACAAGGCUGGGAAGCCGCCUCGCAUUCGAGAGGAGUUGUGAGGGGGCCGGCCCAGCUCCUCGGGGAUAUGGCCACUUGACUUGUGGAGGGUCUGCCUUAAUGCCGGGGACCCCCGGGAAGCCCCCGUGUGACCACCGCAGUACAGCGAGCCCUCCAUUCCUGUACCCUGACAUCUUGGGGAUCACCAGGGCCGUGAAACCCUGAACUCAGAGGACCCUGCACAGACUUAGCCUGGGGACUGGCCUGGGGACUGGCCUGGGCCCAGCCAGGAUGGACCUCCAGGCCUAGGACAGACAGAAGAUGGGCAAGGCCGAAGUGGAAAGAACUGGCAGGGGGUAGGGCCCGAGCGGGUGCUGUAAAUGAGGAAGAUGAGAGAGAGGGUCGCCCCCGCCUGCCCUCCCCAGCCUGUCAAUAAAGAUCCUGACCAUC
Bubalus bubalis (water buffalo) is the source of this 2640-nucleotide messenger RNA. It is a transcript of the gene P3H3, whose product is annotated as prolyl 3-hydroxylase 3. The record is from RefSeq and is a predicted model, not a curated record. Lineage: Eukaryota; Metazoa; Chordata; Mammalia; Artiodactyla; Bovidae. Gene Ontology annotation, biological process: collagen metabolic process. The transcript has 15 exons. Bases 75 to 2252 code for a protein of 725 amino acids. Gene Ontology annotation, cellular component: endoplasmic reticulum. Gene Ontology annotation, molecular function: protein binding; procollagen-proline 3-dioxygenase activity; iron ion binding.